AUGAAGACCUGGAUCUAUUCUUCGGGACGAAACGAACGGGGAAAGGAUCCCCAGAAGUUUCUGCCUAGCAUCGAGAACAUCGUGCACUACGAACCUCCUACUUCGACCGUCUUUUGCUUAAUGCAAAUUAAGAUGCCUGCGCGAGGUAACGAGAUCCAGCAGCUGGUUUCGUGGAUCGAAUACGAGACAGUAGUGUGGAGCUUAGCUUUCAUGCUGAUGACAGGCAUUAAGUAG
This is a messenger RNA of Penicillium riverlandense, 234 nucleotides long. RefSeq lists its product as uncharacterized. NCBI's taxonomy places the organism in Eukaryota, Fungi, Ascomycota, Eurotiomycetes, Eurotiales, Aspergillaceae. The record is from RefSeq and is a predicted model, not a curated record. The transcript is spliced from 2 exons. Bases 1 to 234 code for a protein of 77 amino acids.